AUGUGGCAAUUGUACGUAGAUAGAGCAUCGAACCAAAAGGGAGCUGGAGCGGGUGUUGUCAUCACCACCCCGGAUGAAACCCUGUUGGAGCAAGCUAUUACACUUGGCUUCUCGACCUCGAACAACGAGGCAGAAUACGAGGCAUUGCUCGCCAGCCUACACUUGGCAAGGGAACUCGCGAUCAAGAAAUUAGCCAUAUACUCAUAUUCCCAGUUGAUCACAAAUCAAGUCUCAGGUGAAUACAUGUCGAAGCACCCAAGGAUGAUCUUAUACCUUGACAAAAUCCAAGAGCUAUUGAAGGCGUUUUCUACCUUCACCAUCCAACAAGUACCUCGGGCAGAGAACGUGCAUGCAGACGCACUGGUCAACCUAGGGUCAGCGCUGGAUACCCAGUUCAGAUGCUUCAUCUUGGUCGAACACCUUGACCGACCAAGCAUUGAAGAAAUAGAGCCAAUCGACACAAUGCAAAUUGACAAGGACCUCAGCUAG
Molecule: messenger RNA, 489 nt
Organism: Prunus armeniaca (apricot)
Lineage: Eukaryota; Viridiplantae; Streptophyta; Magnoliopsida; Rosales; Rosaceae
Source: the annotation of a GenBank genome assembly